Messenger RNA from Rubroshorea leprosula, 1339 nucleotides. The record is from the annotation of a GenBank genome assembly. NCBI's taxonomy places the organism in Eukaryota, Viridiplantae, Streptophyta, Magnoliopsida, Malvales, Dipterocarpaceae.
ACAAAACCUCAAGCUUUUCACUUCAAUUUGUGUGGGAUCUGUUGUAUUUUUGGUGUGGCUGGUAUUUUUGUUGGGAUUUCUCUCUCAUGGCUUCAAAAAGGGCUGGAAGUAAAAGGAAACAAGUGGGUAGUUCUAGUGCCGGUGGCCAGGCCCAAGAAGAAGGUAACCUCGUUGAUAAUGCUCUGUUUGUGGAUGAUGAUGCCAUUAAUCGCUAUAAUUUUUUCAAAAACUUGGCUGUGCUACCAGGCAAUUGUGUGAAAUUCAGUCAAUUUCCUCAAGGAGAUAUGCAUGUUGAACAAAUGUUUAGGGAACUUGGGUGGAAGGAGUAUGUAGAAAUUAAGGAGCAUGUGUACUAUGAAGUUUUUUCUCCAAGGGAUAUUUGUGCUGUAUUAGAUAUACCUGAAAGAGGAGAUGAUGAGUUUCUAGAUGUGAAUCAUGCCUUAGUUAGAGCCACAAUUGCCCCCAAUUGCGUUGAAAAUCAAAUUAAAGUGGGGUCUCUUACACCAGAGAAUAGAGCAUUGCAGUGGAUUAUAUCUCGCAUUAUUGCUCAGAGGAAAGGAAGAUACAUUUUCUGGAGCAUAAUCAAGCCUUACUCACCAACUACGGGACUUCCUCAUGGUGCUUUAAUUACCAGAUUGGUGAAGAGGAACAAUAUUGAUAUUACCUCCUUUCGGUUCGGAACAGUUCCUGGUGGGACUACUCUUACCAAAGCCUCUUUUGAGAAAAUGGACUGUUUGUUUAUAAAUGGCAUUUGGAUAAAGAAAAGGGAACAAGAAAGGGAUGAAGAAGAAGGUGAUACAGAUCAAGAAAUGGCAGAACAAGGGGCAGAAGAACAUGAAGAUGACAACCCAAGACCAUUUCGAGCCUCCAUGCAAAGAACUAACCGUGAAACCAUGGAGCUAAUGAUAUCUGAGAUGCAGCAGCUGCACACCGACUUUUAUGGUUUCCGGACAGAAAUGAGAGGGAUAAUGACUAACGUGGAAGGAAAGCUGACUAACGUGGAAGGAAAGCUUGAUCGGCUUGUUAACCAUUUUUUUCCUCCACCCCCACCUGAUGCCACCUAACUUGAUAUCUCUUUAGUUUGGCUAAUCUUUAGGAUGGACAUCUUAGGGUUAUGCAUUUUAUGUUUUAUUUGACUAUGGAUAUGUCUUGAACCUAUUUAUCUUGUUUUAUGAUUGGAAAUGGCAUCACUUGUGUUAUCAUGCUUUGUGAAUGGUUGCUUAUGAUUUUGAUGAUACUAUGCUCUUAUUGAGGGGGAGUUUAUUGAUUGAUGAUUAUAUUCAUUACAUAUUCUUGAUGCUUUAAAGGUUGAUAGCAUGAAUUAAGGGGGAGCAUUUUG